AUGAAUACGACGGGGACGACUAGGCUGCCGAUUAUUCGGUCAUCAUCAACUGUUGUAUUACCAGCAAACAAUGCAUCUCUUUUUUAUUUUAUUUUAUUUUAUUUUAUUUUAUUUUUUUUUUUUUAUAAUAAAAUGGCACCUAUUCAACUUCCAAUGGAUAGCGAUGAACAACAAAAAGAAACAGGUUGUCUGUCUUCUAUUUUUUCUCGGUUUAAAAGUUCGAAUACCUUAAAUAAGCAAGAUAAAUUUAAUGAGAAAUAUAUUUACUCUGCAGUUGAUCCUAUAAAAGACGAUUUACUGCCACCUUAUGAAGAUAUUAUCAAAAACAUGAAAAAACUUAAUGUCAAAUGUGACAAUGAAAUUGAAUCGAUUGUCAAUAAAGAAAUCGAUUCUAUAAGUUCCGAACUUCGAGAUAUUAGUUUAGACAUUCAUAAACAUGCAGAGACAAGUAUGAAGGAAUUUCAUGCUCAUGAUAUUUUGACUGCUUAUCUCGAAAAAAAGGGUUUCAAAGUGACUCGUCAUGCUUAUGGUUUACAAACUGCAUUUAUGGCUGAGUAUGAUCGUGGUGAUGGCAGAAGGGUUGGUAUUUGUUCAGAAUAUGAUGCUCUUCCCGGUCUUGGACAAGGUUGUGGUCAUAAUUUGAUUGCUAUAAGUGGUCUUGCUAUCGCUCUUGGAAUCAAAGCUGCUUUAGAUAGUGGGAAAGCUUCUGGUAAAGUUGUUUUAUUUGGUACUCCAGCAGAAGAAUUAUCUAUUGGUAAGAUUGUAUUAAUCAAUAAAGGCGCAUUUCAAGAAAAUGUAGAUGUUUGCUUAAUGUUACAUCCUGCUGCUGUUGAUCAUCAAUAUGCUAACUUUAUCGCUAUUCAUGAUGUUAAAGUUGAAUUCUUUGGUAAAGCUAGUCAUGCUUCAGGUUCUCCUUGGGCAGGUAUAAAUGCGUUGGAUGCUCUUGUUCAAGUAUGGAAUGGUAUCAGUAUGAUGCGACAACAAUUAUUACCUACUGAUAGAGUACAUGGUAUUGUUACUAAUGGUGGACAAGCACCUAACGUCAUUCCUGAAUACACAUCUGCUUUCUUCUUUGUUCGUACUACCAAAGCCAAUCAAAUCGAGCGUUUAAUGAAGAAGUUAGAAGCCUGUUUUGAGGCUGCUGCAUUAGCAACAGGUUGUAAAGUGAAAUACACAUGGCGUGAGAUUGGCUUAACAAAGGAUGUCAUUCAAAAUCGACCUCUUGCUGAUUUUUAUGCUCAACACAUGAGCCAAUAUGGUAUCAAGUUCCCCUCUGAAGAAGACCAGUUUAGUGCAGGAGGAGGUUCAACUGAUAUGGGAAAUGUGAGUUAUGAAAUACCUUGCAUUCACCCUACUUAUGGUAUCCAUACUACUGCUUCAAACCAUACUGUUGAAUUUACAAAGGCAGCCAAGACAAUGGAAGCACAUCAAGAUACAUUGGUUGCUUCUAAAUGCAUGGCUUUAACAGGGAUUGAAGUACUUUUAAAUGACACCUUUUAUGAUUCUAUUCAACGUGACUUUAAAGGAAAUCAAUUCUUAUUCAAGGAAAGAAGUACAGCUUGUCGUUAUUAUUAAAUAAUAAUAAAAGAAGGUUAAUUACUUAGCCAUGAUUUAAUGAAUAUAUAAUACGUUCC
Molecule: messenger RNA, 1634 nt
Organism: Cokeromyces recurvatus
Lineage: Eukaryota; Fungi; Mucoromycota; Mucoromycetes; Mucorales; Mucoraceae
Exons: 9
Coding region: 1-1575 (524 amino acids)
Molecular function (GO): dipeptidase activity
Source: RefSeq, a predicted model, not a curated record